Gaeumannomyces tritici R3-111a-1 is the source of this 5806-nucleotide messenger RNA. RefSeq lists its product as hypothetical. The transcript has 2 exons. NCBI's taxonomy places the organism in Eukaryota, Fungi, Ascomycota, Sordariomycetes, Magnaporthales, Magnaporthaceae. The record is from RefSeq and is a predicted model, not a curated record. The coding region runs from base 1 to 5571 and encodes 1856 amino acids.
AUGGCGACUGCCGAGAACGGCGCGGCUCCCGCGCUGGGAACAGUGCCGGCUGAACUGAUGAAUCUCGUCCCUCCUACCGAGAAGAUCGGCGAAGUUGGUCGCAUCUCCCAUCCUUACGACAGCAUCUACUUCACAUGCCCCCCUGAGCGCAAGUACAUCCUCUCCAAGGCCCACGAUGAGGCCGACGGGAUUGUGUACAAGCCCCGCCCCCUCUCGCUUGACGGGCAUGGGCUCCAGCCAUUCUCACAGGGAGCACUCGGCUUCCACAGCAACGAGGAAAUCUGGCACAAGGCAAACGAAUAUCGACAGUGUCAUCCGCUGGAGGCGGCUCAGGUCAGGACGGAUCCGCAAACCUACGAGGAUCUGUACGACUACUUUGAUGGUUACGACCUGUAUUUCCUGGGUGUCCACAACGCCCUGAACGUCAUCAAGGCACUUGUCCAGCAAAACAAGCUCCUUGACCCGUUCAUCCAGCAGGACAAGAGGAAGGAGAUGAACGAGUUCCUCGACGAGUGGAUGGCUGCCGACCCCGAGGCCGAGAAGCGCCUGCUCUCGUGGGACUGGGAGGUCGACCCGUCCGCGCGCGCGGUCCUGGAUGGCAGCGACAUGGUCGCAAAGCUGGGCCACAUGGAAGAGGAAGACAAGUUGCUCUUCUCGACGCUCAUCGCCAGCCGCUGCGAACAGGCCCAGCUCGCACGCGAAGCCCUGCGCCCAAUGGUAGUCGAUGGAUCGAGCGACGGCAGUCUUGGAGCUGAUAGGAUGCUCUGUCACGACGGCGACUCGGGUGAGUUCAGCGACCAACCAUCAUUGCUUGUUGUGCCUGGUCGGGAGGUUGUUCAGCAUAUGCCCUCAUACUUUGCUAAUGUGCGAAACCUAGCCAAUGCAGGCGCGCCGAUCCCCUUACCUGAUGGCACUGCUGGCCCACUCCCCUCGGCGCCUUUCGGGGCUCAGAUGCCCAUGAUGGCCACCGCUCAGAUGCCCAUUGUGCCUACCGCUGAGAUGCACAUGAUGCCCGCCGUCGAGGCGCCCAUGGCCACCACCGCCACGUCGGUGAGUGCUCCAAAAUACGCCUUCAAUGGCAAAAUGUCGACCAAGCUCUCCCGACCGGCCCAAUCGAGCCAGAAUAACCUGUCGACCGACUGCAAGCAUCCAUCGGCUGCAUCCAUCUCGCCCCAGCGGCUCCGGAUGAAACUCAGACUCAGACCUGGAAACACACAGAUGGCACAUGGACCCAGUAUCGGCAGACCAGAGUUCGGCUAUCACGGCGGCCAUCACCCCGAGGCCACGCCCACCAAGCCUCCUCGACAUGGACCGAUGCAGGGCCCCCAGGGGCAGAUGCUGGGCGGCCCCUUCUACGGCCAGGGUCACGUCGGCUUCAACAACCAGGACCUCAACAACCGGGCUUGGAUGCCACAUGGCCGCCUCCCUCAGCCUGGGGUUCUCCAGCAGCCUGUUGGCCACCAGGGCGGAACUGGCCGGGAAUUCUCGACUGCCAGCAUGCCGAUGCCCGCCCCUUCACCCAACCAGGGCCUACAGACCAUUGGCUGCCACGGAGACGUCCACUUGAGGACCGCGCCCAACUACCAGCAGGCCAGCCCGCCUCGUUUCCAGAUGCCCGGUCAGCUCCAACAGGUCAGCCCGCCUCGUUUCCAGAUGCCUGAUCAGCUCCAGCAGGCCAGUCCUCCUCAUGGCCGCGUGCCUGGUCACCCUCAACAGACUCCGAGCACCCGUUUCACGGACUCGCAGCGUAGAGCUUCUGGCUCCGGACCGUCCACCAAGAACUGCCCUCCCGGGAACGGAGCUGGAUGGGCCCUCAGCGAGCAGCAGGAUUCCAUCCAUGGACAGAAGUUUGUGUACAACAAGACCAACACCAGCGACGGCCCCAAGAAUCGCCGGAACAACACACUGGGCAACCAAAGCCUCAGCAACCGCAAGCAACAGGCCGGGAACGAUAAGCCGGCGGCGGCGGCGGCUGCUACAGCGCACCAGGACACCAAGCACCCCAACAAGAAUGGCGGUGGGAAUGGCUACGUCAGGCCGCCGCCGCCGACAAAGGAGACGUGCCGCAACUGGGAUCGAUCCAACAGGCUGCCUUCGGUGGAGUGCCCAUGUCCGACCUGCCUCCAGAGGAGCCGCAACAUCACGGUGGCAGUCAUGGGCGGUGGCUUCCUGGACCGGAGCGAUGAGGGAGCUCUGCGCAAGCACUUUUGCCAGUGGGGCCAGAUCGAGACUGUUAUCUUCCCACGCCCAGCUCCCGGGUUCCAAAAUGGAUUCCAGGGCCAGAGGCCAACGUCCCGGGUAUACAUCACGUACGUAUUUCAACCCUUCCAGCUCGCAUCCCUUAACCCUAUCGUCUUGCUCUGUAUUGCUUCGAACUCAGCUGACCAGCGGCCUCUCAAAUUUAGAUACACGUCUGAUACUGUGCCUCCCGUGGUUGUCGAGGAGGCAAACGGACAGCUCUGCCCGGGAGUCCGCGGGGCUCUGCGAGUCCUCCAUCCACAAAACUCGAAGUACUUCACCGGCGUGAAGACGUCUCCCCGUCAUCCCUCCCAUGGCGGCCGACCUGCCGUGAGUGGCCCUGCGCCGCAGUAUCACCAACCCGGCCUUCCCAGCCUCGCCGGUAUCUUGUCACCGCCCUUGGAGUCCUCGAACCUCGCGAUUGGUGGAGGAAGCAUCGGCUCUCAUCCGCGACCGCUCCCGAUGCCUCCCAUGGUCCCGACCGGCCUCAACCAGGGUCUGCCGCAGUACCCACAGCUCAACAAUUCUGUGCGUCAGAUCGGAGAGCAUCUGGCUUUGACUGGUCCUGCGUCACUCCCUGCGCUGCCCCCGCGGCCGGGUGUCCCGAUGCUGCCGGCGCCUGGCUUUCCCGAGUCUGCAACAACACCGACCGCUGCUCAGCAUGAGGAGAAGCCGACCGAGACGAGCGAGGCGCAACAGCCCCGAGAGAAUCAGGACGAAGCAGAUGAGCAGAGCCAGCCAUCGGAGAAGCCACAGGAGAGCGGCGAGGCCCAAGAGACUGGCCAUCCGCCUUCUUCCGACGCUCAUGACAACCUGGCUGAGCAAGGCGAUAGGAAGGCGUCGCCUCCCGGCAUGCACCGCGGCCUAUCCGUGAUCAUUUCGGAGGACAAAGUCGCAACGCCGUCCCUCUCUACCGGAAACUCGACCAUCAUCAUGACGCCUGCUGGUUCUGACAAGAGCAACGACAGCAACACGCAGCCCGCCUCCCAGCUCGAGGUCCCACCUUUCGCCGAGGAGAACAGCGGCACCGUCGUGGUACACCGACGUGGGAAGCCCCAUGGCUCCAUUCCCAAGGAAUGGCGCACGGAUACCAGCGCCGCCGAGUCCAACCAUGCCGACGGGUACAUGGGCGAUUCGGAAGCCGCCAAGAGCUCCAUGAAGCCAUCCGAUGGCGGCCACGACAAGGAGGGAGACAAGGUGAAGCCCGCCAGCAAGAAGAAGGGCAACAACAAGAAGCCCAAGAACAAGACUCAGGAGGCUGGAAAGAACCCGCAGGGUGGACAAAACGCACAUGACGGGCAGGGCAUGUCCGCUACUGAUGGAUCUGCAGCCGGCAACGGCGCGGCCGGUUGCAAGAAGGUGGCAGCGAACAAAAAGAACAAGUCGGGGAAGUUUGCCAAGCGCGGCCACCAGGAGGACCUCACGUCUGAGGGCGCGAGGACCGAGAGCCGCGCCGCGACCACCAUCUCUUCGGGCCGGUCCACGCCUGCCUUCCCCCAUCGGGCAGACGAGCCACAGGGAGACAAGGCGCAGGGCAAGAAGAAGAGGAAGCAGCAGCAGCAGCAACAGUGGGCUCCCACUCCCACACCCGAGCCCGAGAGCAACAAGACGGACGAUGCCGUGAUCUCCAAGGCGCAGACUCCCGAGAAGGGCGGAGACGAGGGAGACGCCCAAGACGACCUGCUGGUGCGCAAGAACCGCGGCGGCGGCGGCGACCUCCUGUCCAUCUCGCCCUUCGCGGCGCAAAAGUACGAGAUCGAUAGGCUGCACGCGGGCGGCGACGGCGGCGGUGGCGGCGGCAGCAGCGCCCGCGAGCCAUCGUCGUCGUCCUCGACGCUGCGUGCCAAGUCUUGGAACAAGGCAAGCGGCGCGGCGAGCCUGGCGGCGGCGGGCACUGCCGACGGCGACAGCAAGCCCCGCCACAUGGUCCGCGGCGGCUCGACGCUCCCGCGCGGCUUCGACCCGUACCCGCGCAUCCCCACCGUCGCCGCCGUGCCGCGCACUGCUGCUACUCCCUCUUCCACCGGAGACAAGGCCACCGCCGCGGAGCCUGCUCUGGCGGCCAAGGGCAAGGCGGUCGAAGGCGGCGCAGACGAAGCGAAGCCUGCUGCCCAGCAGCCCCCCUCGCAGGCCAAGAACACGCCGCCGACGACGCCCGUCUCGUCGCCCAAGGCGUCGGACGCCGCCGCCAUCGCACGGAACGACGACGCUCUGCCGCCCUCGCCGCCCUCCAGCGUGAAAUGUCAGGCGGCGGCGCUCAACCCGACCGCGAAGCCCUUCGUGCUGUCAUCCCCGGUGGGUCCAUCGGACGGCGGCAAGAAGAAGAAGAACCGCAAGCAGAGCAACAAGGGCGGCGACAAGGGCGGAAGCGUCGCCGCGGCCGCGGCGCCGCAAAAGCAGCAGCGCGGCCGAAACUUUAUGGGGAUGAGGCUCUCGGGCUUUAGCAACUAUGGCACUCUCGCCUCCGGGUUCGAUGCCGGUAAUGUGUGGGAGGAGCGCGGCGGAGAGCAGCAGCAGCGGCAGCAGAUUGCGGACCACCAGAUCUACAAAUUCAACCACAAGGAGGCCCAAGUGGCGCCGAGCAGCGGGUCAGGCGUCACGACCGGGAUUGACAAGUAUCUGGGCAGCGCUGCAGGCGGCGGCGACAAUAGCGGCGAAGACGACAAGGGCGAGACGGAGAUGCCGGCCGCCGUGGACCAUGAUACUGCCGCGCAGCAGGAAGAGCAGCUGGGACAGCCGCUGCUGCCGGAGCAACAGAAGCAGCAACAGUCCGAUCAAGACAACGAGCAGCAGCAGCAAGAGGGAGAACAGCAGGACGGACAGGGCAUUGCCACGGCCGAGAGGGAUGGAGCCUACGAGACAGCCGCGGCCAAGAUGGCGGACUGGCAGCAGCAGCAGCACAAGACGCGCGCCCCGUCCGGCGGCUCCGCCAAGGCCCGGCCCGCGCCAGGCGCCGAGAGCGGCGAACACCACAGCCGUCCCCACCAGCGGACCGGCAGCGGCCGCAGCAGCAACAAAAACAAAACAACAACGGCCCGCCCACAGCAACAGCAGGCUCGGAACCCGCCCAUCUCACCUGCUUCGUCGACGACGCUGAGCACCGGCAGCGGCAGCGGCAGCGGCAGCAAGUCGGCCACGGCCACGGCCAUGGCGCACGGCGGCGGCAGCAUGAAGGGCAGCGUCGGCGGCGGCCCCCUGCGGCCCGACUCUCUCCCCGCGGCUGCGGCUGCGCCGGCCAAGCCGGCCGUCCGGGUGCACUCGUCCAUUGAGCUGGCCAAGGCGCUGAAGAAUCACAAGGCGCGCAUCAGCAGCAGCGGCGGCAGCAAGGCGUGAGAUGAUGCGAGAUUAGGAUAGGAAGCAGGUAUCUGAUUUUUUUUUGAUUUUUUUUCGGUGGACAAUGGUUAUCUUGAAGCGACUGGCAGCCGGAGGGUACUGUCCUCUCGGGUGCAGGAUAUGGAAUGGUGCUGCUUCGAGAGGAAAGAGAGCAGGACAGGAAUGGUUUCGGAGAGAGGCACAGAUGUUGUUGGCAGGGAGGGCACGGGAGACUGGAUGCCUUUGCAGCCGGGAU